Molecule: messenger RNA, 959 nt
Organism: Mauremys reevesii (Reeves's turtle)
Lineage: Eukaryota; Metazoa; Chordata; Testudines; Geoemydidae
Gene: PPP1R35
Product: protein phosphatase 1 regulatory subunit 35
Exons: 4
Coding region: 16-831 (271 amino acids)
Biological process (GO): negative regulation of phosphatase activity
Molecular function (GO): phosphatase binding
Source: RefSeq, a predicted model, not a curated record
AACCCCUGGGCUGCCAUGUGGGUGCAGGGGGUGCUGGUGGUCCUGCUCUCGGGGCUGUCGGCGCCGGGCCGGGCCCAGGCCCAGGCCCCGCGCUGCCGGGUGGGGGAGCGGCUGCCGGUGCCCGGCCUGAGGGGGGCGCUGGCCCCGCCGCCCCGGAGCCGUUGUCCCUGCGUCCCGCUGCGCUGGGUGCGUCUGGCCGCGGCCGGGGCCGGCCUGGCUCUGGGGCUGCUCUGGAUCCGGUGCCGGAGGGUCCGUUUCCUGCUAGGCUCUGCCCCGGACGACGCGCCCCCCAGCCCGGAGCCCCCGGCCCCCCGCACCGCCCCUGGCCCCGGCCUGGCCGAGGUGACGACGGGGCUCGGGGGGCCUGCGGGGGACCUGGCCGCCCCCGAGCUGCACACCAGCCUGGCCCUGGGCGAGGAGGUUCGGGUGGCCGCCCACCAGGGCUUCGACGCCCACCGGGCCGCCCAGGAGCUGCUGGGCACGUCCUUCCUCGCCCGCUGCAGCGUGGAGGGCAAGGCGGCCGCAGGUAUGAACAUCCCGCGGGAGCAGCAGCUGUACCAGGGCCUCGUGAGCCUGCAGGUGCCUGCAGAGGAGGUGCUGAGCUGCGCCCUGCAGGAGAAACUGUCCCUUGUCCGAUCGCAGCCGGAACCCCACAGGGAGCCCGCCCCCGAAGGCCCGGACCUGCUGAUGUUCUACGAGCCCCGGGAGCUGUUUGCGGAGACCCCGUACCUGGGUGUGGAGGGGCUGCCCCCCCUGCGGCUCCAGCCCCACGUCCGACCCCCGGCCUCCGCCUUCCUCAUGUUCCGCAAGCUCCAGCAGUGGGAGGCCUAGCGGGGCUGGGACGCGGCGGCUGCCCCCCAAGGAGACUGGUUCUGGGGGGGGGUCUCGCCCCCCCCAUCUUACCCGUGUGGUUCUCACCCUUUGUACCUGCCCCACAAUAAACCCCCCUCUGGACUCAG